UUCAUUAAUUUCAUUUCAUACAAAAGAUUGCAUCUUUCUCUUUCAUCUUCGUUGGAUACUUUUCAUUACAUUUAUCUCUUCUUCUUCUUCUUCUUCUUGUGUGGUGGCCAUAGCCAUAGCCAUAGAAGACAAGUAAAUAUGAAGCUAGAUUUGGCUAGUGGUGGGCAAGUGUUAGAUCUGGAAACCGCCGUUAAAGACGGCAUUUUAGGUGGCACUUGUGGUGGUUUGAUUUCUAAGGCCGGUGCCGAGAAAUUGGAUCUAAAGAAGAUGAUUGAAGAGCUCGAGUCAAUGGAAGUGCCGUCUGUUUUCAUUUGUCCAAUCUCAUUGGACCCAAUGCAAGACCCGGUGACUCUCUGCACUGGCCAGACUUACGAGAGAUCCAAUAUCCUUAAAUGGUUCUCUCUUGGUCACUAUACUUGCCCUACUACAAUGCAAGAGCUUUGGGAUGAUACGGUAACGCCAAACAGUACUCUGCAGCAGCUUAUUUAUAGCUGGUUCUCGCAAAAGUAUUUGGCUAUGAAGAAAAGAUCGGAGGACGUGCAAGGAAGGGCUAUUGAGCUUUUGGAGACUCUUAAGAAGGUUAAGGGUCAAGCUAGAGUUCAAGCUCUAAAAGAGCUUAGACAGGUUGUCGCUGAACAUGCCACGGCGAAAAAGGCAGUUCUAGAAAAUGGCGGUGUGGCCUUGAUUACUUCUUUAUUAGGUCCUUUUACUACUCAUGCUGUUGGGUCUGAGGCAAUUGGUAUUCUUGUGAAUUUGGAUCUGGAUUUCACAUCCAGGUCAAAUUUGUUGCAACCUGCCAAGAUUUCUUUAAUGGUAGAUACGCUAAAUGAGGGUUCUAUUGAGACCAAAAUCAAUUGUACUAGAUUGAUUGAAAUGUUGAUUGAAGGUAAGGAUUUGGAGGCUGAAAACGUGUCAAGUUUAAGCCUUUUGGUUGGUUUGUUGAGGUUAGUGAAAGAUAAGAGACACCCGAAUGGGGUAAUGGCUGGACUUGGUUUGUUAAGCCAUCUGUGUUCGCAUGAGUUUGUUAGAAACUCAAUUGUAAGUAUUGGGGCAAUUCCACAGUUAGUAGAGCUAUUGCCUAGUUUGAGUAAUGAGUGUUUGGAAUUAGCACUUUAUAUCCUAGAGGUUCUUUCUACUGUUUUAGAAGGAAGUGUGGCUUUGAAGGAUUGUCCCAAUACGAUCCCGAAUGUGGUGAAGAUAUUGAUGAAAGUAUCUGAGAGGUGUACACAGCUUGCAUUGUCAAUUUUGUGGGCAGUUUGUCAGCUUGCACCGGAAGAAUGUGCUGCAAUUGCUGUAGAGGCGGGUUUGGCUGCGAAGCUGCUUCUCGUAAUACAGAGUGGUUGUAAUCCUGAGCUGAAGCAGAGGUCAGCUGAGCUAUUAAAGUUGUGUAGUCUUAAUUACACGGCUACUAUCUUCAUUUCCAAAUGUAAGCUUACCAGAACAAUACAAUAAAGGAAAAUGUCAGUUUGUUGAGCACACCAGUUGUCUGGUCUUAUUCCCAAAAGGUGAAGGCAUUGGUUCUUUUAGGGGAGCCAAUUUGGGUUUCUAAGGAGUGCAGGGCUGAUGUUUUCAUGACAAUUUAAAGUUGGGAGAGCUCGGGAUGGCAAGGCUUACAGCAACUUCUGGACCAACUCAAGUAUUCCAACACGCGGUAUAAUAGCAUGUCAAAGUGUACAAUGGCACUAAUGUAAUCUCAGGAAGAAAGUGGCUGCCUGCCUCGAUCAUGAGACACUCUUUGGAGCUGCAAACAAUUUUGUAACGGUUUUGUUGUAGGAAGUAUUGAAAGAUAACAGAGAGCAAGCACUCUAAUAGAGGAAAGAUGUCAAUAAUUCCUUUUGUAUAAUAUACAUAGAACUAGUUGAGAAGGAUUAGCUUGUUGGCGUCUCAGCUUAAUACUCAUGGGAUUUUGCUUUUGCUUUUUGUUUAGCCAGUAAUACAUGGACUAAUGUACAGUGACAAUCCUAGUCGAGAAGAAGAAUAUAUCAAAGUGCUCAUAGCCAGCACGGAAGUCAUUUUUGCGUAAUCCUAUAUGAAUGUAUUAAAAUAACAAUUAUGGGAAUUACCCACCUUGUCUCAGAAAAAUAAAUAAUAGUAAAAGAAAAAAAAAAGAGCCAGUCUUUUGCAGUAUCUUACAAAAAAA
Molecule: messenger RNA, 2140 nt
Organism: Jatropha curcas
Lineage: Eukaryota; Viridiplantae; Streptophyta; Magnoliopsida; Malpighiales; Euphorbiaceae
Product: U-box domain-containing protein 30
Biological process (GO): protein ubiquitination
Molecular function (GO): ubiquitin protein ligase activity
Source: RefSeq, a predicted model, not a curated record